This is a messenger RNA of Phycodurus eques (leafy seadragon), 2599 nucleotides long. RefSeq names its product tyrosine kinase, non-receptor, 1 (gene tnk1). The record is from RefSeq and is a predicted model, not a curated record. Bases 227 to 2413 code for a protein of 728 amino acids. Gene Ontology annotation, molecular function: transmembrane receptor protein tyrosine kinase activity; protein binding; ATP binding. Gene Ontology annotation, biological process: cell surface receptor protein tyrosine kinase signaling pathway; protein phosphorylation; positive regulation of kinase activity. The transcript is spliced from 12 exons. Gene Ontology annotation, cellular component: signaling receptor complex. NCBI's taxonomy places the organism in Eukaryota, Metazoa, Chordata, Actinopteri, Syngnathiformes, Syngnathidae.
CUUAGUCUCAGCGAACGAGCUCCAAAUGACUUUUUUUUUUUUUUUUUUUUGUGGUUAUGAAAAGGUGAAACUUGUGGGACUGUGACGCCCUUUUCGAGGACAUUCCGGGGAGGCAGCGAAGAUUUGUGGCCGCCAUGUCGUCACGACCUGGCGUGAAAAAGGUGCGCGUGUGGGGGUGAGAAGGAGCUGUCAAACAACAUUGGUCCUCUACAAGCGCAGGCUGCCGAUGGACCAGGACACGCAAUGGCUGUAUCAACUCCUGGCCGACGUGCAGCUGGAGAAGUUCUACCUGCGCGUCCGCGACGGCCUCAACAUCACGCGCGUCGAGCACUUCGCCUACGUCAAGGAGUCCGACCUGGAGCAGAUCGGUAUCAGCAAACCCGCACAAAGAAGAUUAUGGGAUGCACUCAAACGCCACAAGACAUCCCGAAGCUGGCGCUCGGGGGUGCCCAAGGGGCAGAGCGGUCGCGGUCCCGACGGCGGCGUGGGGGAGCUCGGCCCGGAAGGCGGAAGCCGGGCCCUCCCCAGCCUCAUCCAGGACAGCGAGCUGGUUCUGGGCGAGAAGUUGGGCUCCGGUUCCUUCGGGGUGGUGAAGAAGGGAGAGUGGCACACGCCCUCCGGGAGAGUUCUGCCUGUGGCGGUGAAAUCCCUCCGUAGCAGCAUGUCCCAACAGGCGGACACUUUAACGGACUUUUUGCAAGAAGUGACCACCAUGCAGUCGCUGGACCACACGCACAUCAUCCGACUUUACGGCGUGGUCCUCACGCAGCCCCUCAAAAUGGUGACCGAGCUGGCCCAGCUGGGCUCGCUGUACGACACGCUGCGCUCGCGUCAGUUCGAGUACCCGCUGGCGCGCCUGUGGCUGUUCGCCGGCCAGAUCGCGGCGGGCAUGGACUACCUGGAGACGCGCCGCUUCAUCCACAGGGACCUGGCGGCCAGGAACGUCCUGCUGGCCUCCAGGGAGCUGGUGAAGAUCUGCGACUUCGGACUCAUGAGGGGCCUGAGGCAUGAGGCCGACCACUACGUCAUGUCGGCGCAUAGGCGGAUCCCCUUCGCCUGGUGUGCUCCAGAGAGUCUCCGCGUGGGCUCCUUCUCGCAUUCGUCCGACGUGUGGAUGUUCGGCGUCACCCUGUGGGAAAUGUUCACAUACUGCGAAGAGCCGUGGUUCGGUCUGUCGGGGAGACAGAUCCUGUGGCGCGUGGAGCGGGAGGGCGAGCGCCUGGAGAAGCCGCCCGACUCGCCCCAAGAGCUGUACGCCAUCAUGAGGAAGUGCUGGGCGUGCAACCCGGCCGAACGGCCCAACUUCACGCAGCUCAUCGCUAUGGUGACCGAGGCCAAACCCAUGGAGGUGCAGGCCGCCAGGGAAUUUGCAGAACCCAGGAAACUGGCGCUAGCGCCCGGGGACCUCGUGACCGUCGUCGAGCACGGCCUGGAGCUCAGCGAGUGGCGAGGACAGAACCAGAGGACGCUCAGCGUAGGCUGGUUCCCUCCGAGCGUCAUCGUGCCGCCCCCUCCUGGCGCGGCGGCCGUCGCCAACCCCUCCCCCGAUUUGAUCUCAGCCCCGGUGAAGGGCAGGCUGCACCACGCCGCGCACGGGGACGUCCAUCCGGACCGUUGCUGGGGAUCGCCAGAGAACCUGGACGAAAACGGCAGCUGGAGGCAACCGUCGACCAGGGAGACGGAGGCGUCCAAUCUGUACAAAAUGUCAGGUAUUUCUCGAAGCCUGGAGUCGGUGUUGAGCGGGCACCCGUCACGGCCGGCCCCGUCGGCCCCCCAGGGCAGGGCGGCGGCCACGGCGAUGGUGGCCCGCAGCGUGGUGGUGCAGCAGGACCCGCGGCGCUUCAGCGAGGCCAGCGUCCUGCCGCCUCCCCGCCCGCCGCCGCCCAACCUCAAGCGCUUCAACUGGAAGCCGCAGAGGAGGCCCACCAUGCACCCGAUCCCCUGGCCUCCGUCGCCGCCGGCCCCCCGCCCCGCCCCGCAGCAGCCGCCUCCGCCUCCGGGGGGUGCCAACCUAACCAAAAUGUCCCAGCUGACGCGUUCCACCCCUCAGCUGGACGAGCCCGGAGACGGGAGAGAGCGGCCUCGCGAAAGGGAGAAGCCGUCUCCCGGGCACUUCGCCAGGGACAGCCUCAUCUCGCAGGUGAUGGACGCCGUGCACGGGGUGACCCUCGAGGAGGCUCACGGCGCCCUGCAGCGCAACGAAUGGAACCCGCUGCGAGCCGAGCAGCAGCUAAAGUUGGAGCAGCUCUACUCGCUGAGUCUGUGCUCCAGGGAGGACUGCCUGAGGAUCCUGACCAGGUACCAGUGGAACCUGCAGCUAGCCAGCCGCUACCUGAUCCGCUGGUCGCGCGACGACCGCCCCGCUUCUGGAGAGAGGGACCGAGCGCUGCCCGGUGGCGACAGACGCAUGUAGAACGGCGUUACUUUUAAAAAGACACUCACUGUUUCUGACGCUUGUUAUUUGAUCUUAUUUUUAUAUAAUAUAUUACUAUUGACCUGCCACAUGUUCAUAUUUCCUGUGUAUAUUCUGUUGAAUAAAUUGAUUGAUGAUCAUUUGCAGCAUCUGUGAUAUUUAUGGAUAAAAAUGUGUUACGACCUU